Molecule: messenger RNA, 1359 nt
Organism: Nezara viridula (southern green stink bug)
Lineage: Eukaryota; Metazoa; Arthropoda; Insecta; Hemiptera; Pentatomidae
Source: the annotation of a GenBank genome assembly
AUGGGUUGUUUGGUGAAACUGUCAUUAAUAGUUUUGGUAUUGGCAGUCGUCAUAGGAUUUAUAUUUAUCAAAUUUCAAGAAAUCAAUGAAAUACCAAAAUUAAAAUUGGAGUACUGGGGACCAGGUAAAGAAAAAAGUGAUGAUAAAACAAUAAGGCCAUUCAAAAUCAGCAUUCCAGCAUCAGAAUUAAAGGAACUAAUGGAAAAAUUAGACAAAACAAGGCAAUUCACUCCCCCACUGGAAGGUGUUGGUUUCGAAUAUGGUUUUAAUACUGAUUACUUGAAAGAUAUUCUUCAAUUCUGGAAAACUAAGUAUAAUUGGACAGAGAGAGAGGCCUAUCUUAAUAGUUUUCCUCAAUUCACAACAGAAAUUGGAGGCUUGGAUAUCCACUUCUUGCAUGCAAAACCAGAUCCUGUUACGACAAAAGGCAAACAAGUUCUGCCAUUGCUUAUAAUGCAUGGAUGGCCAGGUGCAGUUAGAGAAUUCUACCACUUGAUUCCAUUGUUAACAACACCUCAACCAGAUUUUAAUUUUGUCUUUGAAGUAGUUAUUCCUUCCCUUCCUGGCUACACAUUUUCACAAGGAGCUACCAAACCUGGCUUAGCUUCAGCACACAUUGCAGUUUUGUUUGAUGAACUUAUGUCAAGGCUCAAUCAUGAUAAAUAUUAUGUCCACGGAGAAGAUUGGGGCUCUGCUAUUGGAAACAGUAUGGCUAUUUUAAAUCCUAAUAAGAUUCUUGGUUUCCAUUCCACUCUAUGUGCAGCUAAUACUCCAGGAGCAAGAUUUCGUACAUUUAUCGCUUACUUAUUUCCAAAACUGUUUGUUGAUGAAUCGAUGCAAGAGCAAUACACAAGACAAUUUACAGAUUUUAUUUUCUUAGAGGCAGGAUUUCUUCAUAUUCAAGCAACAAAACCUGAUACAGUAGGUGUCGCUCUGAAUGAUUCUCCAAUAGGUCUAGCUGCAUAUAUUCUUGAAAAGUUUUCAACUUGGACCAAUAAAAACUGGCGAUCUCUACCAAAUGGCGGUCUCGAGAAUUUAAACAAAGUUGAACUGAUUGAUAAUAUCAUGCUAUAUUGGUUUACUAAAAGCAUUACAACAUCGAUGAGGUUGUACAGUGAACAGUUUAGUAGAGAAUUUAUGAGUUUAGGUAUUGAUAGAAAUAUAAAUACUGUUCCAACUGCAUGUGCCUGGUUUAAGAAUGAAUUAUUGUAUUAUCCAAAAUUUGUGUUAGAAGCUUCUUAUAAGAAUUUAGUUCAAGUCAGCCAUUUUCCAAAAGGUGGACACUUUUCUGGAUAUGAGGAGCCAAAAUUAGUAGCAGAUGAUAUUUGGAAGUUUGUUAAAACUCUUAUUACAAAAUAA